Molecule: messenger RNA, 1484 nt
Organism: Cajanus cajan (pigeon pea)
Lineage: Eukaryota; Viridiplantae; Streptophyta; Magnoliopsida; Fabales; Fabaceae
Product: protein ROH1A
Source: RefSeq, a predicted model, not a curated record
UUGUUCCCUCGCAUCCAUAAUCAGGAAAUAGGAAAUAGGAAAUAGGAAAAUGCCUGCAACAACAGAGAACAACCAGGGAUCGUUCCUGGGGAGGAUAAGCAUCCGCAGAAACCAGGUGAUGUCGAUGGACGGGACGCACGACCAGGAGCUGGAGGACCUCGAGCUCUUCCAGAAGCACGUGGGGGACCGCUUCUCGGAGCUCCUCUCCUCCAGCGCCGACGCCCCCUCCGCGGAGGCCCUCCUCUCCAUCGGCUGGCUCCGCCGCCUCCUCGACGAGUUCCUAUGCUGCGAGGCAGAGUUCAAGGCCGUCGUCCUCAUGGGCCGAGACCCCUCCCAGCUCGCCAAGCCCCCCCUCGACAAGCUCCUCCCGGACCUCCUCGACCGCGUCGUCAAGUCCCUCGACGUCUGCAAUGCCGUCACCCUCGGCCUCGACGCCCUCAAGAACCUCCAGCGCCUCGCCGAGAUCGCCGUCGCCGCCCUCGACCACUCCCCCCUCGGGGACGGCCAGGUCCGCCGCGCCAAGAAGGCCCUCACCGCCCUCCUGGCCGCCAUGCUCCACGAGGACACCACCGCCAAGGCCACCGAGCGCAACCGCUCCUUCGGCCGCCGCAACACCAACAGCAACAGCAACAGCAACAGCAACAGCGGCAAGGACCGCGGCGCCCGCUCCCUCUCCUGGAGCAUGGCCCGCAACUGGUCGGCCUCGAAGCAAAUCCACGCCAUGCUCUCCAACCUGGCGGCGCCACGUGGCAACGAGUCGUCGGGCCUGGCUCAGCCGGUGUACGUGAUGGGGAGCGUUCUGGUGUUCGUGAUGUGGGCCCUGGUGGCGGCGGUUCCCUGCCAGGAGAGGAGUGGGCUGGCGACCCACUUCCCGCUGCCUCGGCAGGUGGGGUGGGCCCAGCCCAUGGUGUCGGUCCAGGAGAAGAUCGCGGAGGAGUGGAAGAAGAAGGAGAAGAAGGGUAGCGUUGGGUUGCUGGAGGAGAUGCAACGGAUGGAAAAGAUUGGGCAGUCCCUCAUCGAGUUCGCUGAGUCCUUUCAGUUUCCCGCUGAAACGGAGCGUUUAGAAGAGGUGAAGAAGCAAGUGGAGGAACUCGCCGAUAUCUGUAGAAAAAUGGAUCAAGGCUUGGAACCCUUGCAGCAGCAGAUUCGGGAAGUCUUUCACAGGGUCGUCAGGAGCAGGACCGAGUUUCUUGUUGUUUUGGACCAAGCUGGCAAAUUGUCCACACCCGCUCUCUAGACUCUACACUCUACACUCUACACUCUACACCAACACAAUCCAUUUCCUUUUUCCCUUUUUUUCCUUUCUUUCUCCCAUAUAGAUCAUUCAUUCUCCAUCUUAUUCUUCUUCUUACUUUUCCAAUGUACAUCCAUUCUAGGUGAAACGUGUUUUCAAUGCUGGCGAUGAUCAUGCACACAUUCACUAUUUUACCUUACGAAUUGCAUAAUCAAGUUUAUUGCAAAAAUUUAUCAUUCUUCUUGGAAUC